This is a messenger RNA of Manis javanica (Malayan pangolin), 2295 nucleotides long. It is a transcript of the gene SMAP1, whose product is annotated as small ArfGAP 1. NCBI's taxonomy places the organism in Eukaryota, Metazoa, Chordata, Mammalia, Pholidota, Manidae. Gene Ontology annotation, cellular component: cytoplasm. Gene Ontology annotation, molecular function: metal ion binding; GTPase activator activity. Gene Ontology annotation, biological process: regulation of clathrin-dependent endocytosis. The record is from RefSeq and is a predicted model, not a curated record.
GCGUCCCGGCGGCGCCAGGUGCGUCCGCCCCGCCCGGCCCCGCCCGCCCUCCGCCGCCGCAGCCGCCCGGCUCCCCGCGCCGCGGCCGAGAUGGCGACGCGCUCCUGCCGGGAGAAGGCUCAGAAGCUGAACGAGCAGCACCAGCUCAUCCUGGCCAAGCUGCUGCGGGAGGAGGACAACAAGUACUGCGCCGACUGCGAGGCCAAAGGUCCCCGCUGGGCUUCCUGGAACAUUGGUGUGUUUAUUUGCAUCAGAUGCGCUGGAAUCCAUAGAAAUCUUGGAGUUCAUAUAUCCAGGGUCAAGUCAGUCAACCUAGACCAAUGGACACCAGAACAGAUACAGUGCAUGCAAGAUAUGGGAAAUACUAAAGCAAGACUCCUCUAUGAAGCCAAUCUCCCAGAGAACUUCCGAAGACCGCAGACAGAUCAAGCAGUGGAAUUUUUCAUCAGAGAUAAAUAUGAAAAGAAGAAAUACUAUGAUAAAAAUGCUAUAGCUAUUACAAAUAUUUCCUCCUCUGAUGCUCCUCUUCAGCCUUUGGUAUCCUCUCCUUCUCGACAAGCUGCUGUUGAAAAAAACAAAUUGGAGAAAGAAAAGGAAAAAAAAAAGGAAGAGAAAAAGAGAGAAAAGGAGCCAGAAAAGCCUGUAAAACCUCUUACAGCUGAAAAGCUGCAGAAGAAAGAAGAUCAGCAACUAGAGCCUAAAAAAAGUACCAGCCCUAAAAAAGCUCCGGAGCCCACUGUUGAUCUUCUAGGACUCAAUGGCCCUGCAGAGGCACCAGUGACUAAUGGGACCACAGCCACAGCGCCAGCCCUGAACGAUGAUCUGGACAUCUUUGGACCAAUGAUUUCUAACCCCUUGCCUGCAACUGCCACGCCCCCGGGUCAGGGGACAUCCUCUGUAUCAGCCGCUGCCACUCUGUCUACAGUAACCACUGGCGAUCUGGAUCUGUUCGGCGAGCAAAUUGCAAAGUCAGACGAGGUGGCAAAGAAACAGCUCUCCAUGGACUCCAUCCUGUCUCUGUACGGCGCCGGGGCCAUGCGGCAGCAGAGCGCUCCUGGUGUGUUUAUGGGACCCACAGGCAUGCCAUUUGCCUCACAAGCACCGGCGGGAUUUCAAGCCUUUCCGUCCAUGGGCGUGCCUGUGCCUGCAGCCCCGGGCCUGAUGGGAAACGUGAUGGGGCAGAGCACGAGCAUGCUGGUGGGCAUGCCCAUGCCCAACGGGUUUCUGGGAAGUGCACAGACUGGUGCCACGCCCCUUCCUCAGACUGUGGUUGGCCCCCAAGGAGGCGUGGGGGCACAGAUGGGCGCAGCGCAGAGUGCGUUCGGCCAGUGGAGCCUCUCACAGGUGAAUCAGCAGAUGGCCGGCAUGAGCGUUGGCAGUGGGAGCCCCGCGGCGGGCCUGGGGCAGCCGCCCCCCACGGCUGCAGGCUGGGCAGGCAGUGCAGCGGGGCAGACGCUCAGCACGCAGUUGUGGAAGUGAGUGCCACCCCCGUUUCAUCCAAUCUACCGCCUGACAUUCCUGCUAAAAUGCGUCGUCUAGUUCCCGUUAAUUCAUGUACAUACAUUUUUUUCCUUUUCCCCAUUUGUUCAUAUUAAGAAUUACCUGAUUGACCGUGUUGAUCUGUACUUAUUAAGUGUGGUGAAAAGCAGGUUGAGAAACCAUUUGAUGUCCAGGCAGCUGUGCUCACAUUUCCUGUGAUUCAUAAACUAUGUUGGAGAAGCUGCUCAGCCAAUGUGCAUAAUCAGUUUUACUCUGGAUACAAUUAUAGCUCUAAGGUUUGCAUCUAAGGGAAGUAGUUAUCAUGUUAGUAAUACCUCUGACAGUACACACCCCACCCCCAGAUUAGCCAGUAAUCCUGUAGGAAGGUACUAUAUGAUCAAAUGUUUAAUGCUAUAAAUAGAAUGUAAAUGUACCACUGAGCACUGUUUUUUAGUAUCAAAAUUCUUUUAUUUCAUCGUACAUGUCACUGUGCUGUUAUGAUGAUGUCUGUAACAGGGAACCUGGUUAGUGAAAGGAAGAUAAACCUGGAUGUUACUACAAAAGUGAGCUUAACGAAUGUUGAAAGAAUUCAAAUUUUAUCUGCCUCCCUUGUAAUUUGGAUCUCUUCUUAUGUACAUAGUGCUUAAUGUGAAGACCUUUCUCUGCACUAUACGCAAACAGGGUAACUAAACAAAGCCACUUCAGUCCUUGAAGGCAUCUCCAGGUUUAUGACAGUAAUUGUGUUUACAUUUUAUGGUGCCUAGUAUCGACAAAAUGUUAUAGCCCUCUAUUAAACAGAUGACUCCAUAGACCUCU